ACGCAUAUAUAUAUAUAACUAUAUAUUACUCAUCAUCAUCAUCAUCCUUGCCUUUUCGCCGUUGUUGCAGAAGAGCGAGAGAGAGAGAGGCGCACGCACUUUCUCUUUCUCUCUCUAGAAAGUAGGAAGGAAAAUACUCCUAUAUAAAGAGGAGAUAUAUAUAUAUAUAUAGAGAGAGAGAGAGGGAGCUGUUCUCAUCCAAAAGCUGUCUGUAUAGGAAUUAAGGAUUCCAUUUUCUCAAUACCCAUUUUUGAAAUUUUAAAGAGAAAGAAGAAAAAUAUUCAAUUUGGAGUGUUUAUCGGUCAUCUUCUCCAUUGAUAAUAACUCUUUUCUUUCUCUCACUCUCUCUUCGACUGCGUUUUCGGUUGGGAAUUUCUCAAGCUUCUGAUCCGACGGCUCAGGAUCUCCUGGUCCCUCUAAUCGUACGCCCAGGAUUUCUUUGUCAGUCUCACCUCUUCUUCUCUCUCCAUCUUUACGGAGCUGAACUUCUCUGACGGUCAGCCCAUGGAGCCUAAUGGUGAUAGGAGAUUACGGGCAAACCAUCAUAGUAGUCGAGAAAAUGGUGAUGUUAAUCAUUAUAGUGCUACUGAUGACCUUGAUCCAUGGACAGCAUGGGCAUACAAGCCUCGGACCAUUUCAAUGUUACUUAUCGGGGCAUGCUUUCUAAUUUGGGUAAGUGGGGUCUUGGAUCCAGAAGGCAGUGCAUCUGGAGAUGUUGUUACAUCAGUUAAAAGGGGCAUAUGGGCAAUGAUAGCAGUUUUUCUAGCUUAUUGCUUGCUGCAAGCCCCAUCAUCGAUUCUGAUUAGACCGCAUCCAGCAAUUUGGCGCUUAGUUCAUGGCAUGGCUGUUGUUUACCUUGUUGCUCUCACAUUUUUGCUUUUUCAGAAGCGAGAUGAUGCUCGGCAGUUUAUGAAGUUUCUCCAUCCGGAUCUUGGUGUUGAACUUCCUGAAAGAUCUUAUGGAGCUGACUGCCGCAUAUAUCUUCCCGAAAAUCCUACAAGCAGGUUUAAGAAUGUUUAUGAAACACUUUUUGAUGAAUUCGUUUUAGCUCAUAUUAUUGGAUGGUGGGGUAAAGCUAUAUUGCUUCGUAAUCAGCCUCUUCUUUGGGUGCUAUCAAUUGGAUUUGAGAUGAUGGAGCUUACCUUCCGUCACAUGCUACCAAAUUUUAAUGAAUGCUGGUGGGACAGUAUUGUUCUUGAUAUUUUGAUCUGCAACUGGUUUGGUAUCUGGGCAGGAAUGCAUACCGUUAGGUACUUUGAUGGAAAAACGUACAAGUGGGUUGGGAUAAGCCGUCAACCUAAUAUUAUUGGAAAAAUGCAUUUUUUACUGACUCAGGUAAAAAGAACACUAGAACAAUUUACACCAGCUCAGUGGGACAAAGAUGAGUGGCAUCCCCUGCUUGGUCCAUGGCGUUUCAUUCAAGUUGUUAGUCUUUGUAUCGUCUUCCUCACAGUAGAGCUCAACACCUUCUUUCUGAAGUUCUGUUUGUGGAUUCCUCCUCGAAACCCCGUUAUUGUGUAUAGGUUGAUAUUGUGGUGGCUAAUAGCAAUUCCUACAAUCCGCGAGUACAAUUCAUAUCUUCAAGACAGAAAACCAGCGAAAAAAGUCGGCUCAUUCUGUUGGCUUUCCUUGGCUAUUUGCAUAGUAGAGCUUCUCAUUUGCAUCAAGUUUGGACAUGGAUUAUAUCCAAAAUCUAUGCCAUUAUGGCUGAUAACCUUUUGGACAUCUGCUGGAGCAUUCUUUAUACUAUUCGUCGUUGCCUGGUCCUGGCAAUCUCACAGAAGUUUAAUGAGAAAGAGGCAAUGAUUUUGCAGUUGUUGGUUAUUCUUUGAUUCCCAUCUUUUUUUUCUUUUUCUUGAGGUUGUCAUAUCACUUUUCAUGUAAAUACUGAUCCUCUUUAUAAAAUUGUAAAUGCUUAUUAUUCUCUCAUUAGAGUAGUGGAUCACAGUUUCUUGAUCAUCAUCAACAGAGAAUAUAGAUUCUUUCUUGUUAGGUAGUGAGAAAUGCUUUUACUGGGAGGCUCAUGAGUUACUGGUUGCCACUAUUACUGGCAAAAUUUUCUCUGGUCUAAGAAUCCCAUUUUCACUCUUCCAACAUUAUGUUCUAAUUUUCCAGUUUUUUCUUGUGUGAUCUAUAAAAAGAAUUAAGAAAAAGAAAAAGAAGUAAAUUCAGUUC
This is a messenger RNA of Humulus lupulus (European hop), 2175 nucleotides long. RefSeq names its product CDP-diacylglycerol--serine O-phosphatidyltransferase 1. Lineage: Eukaryota; Viridiplantae; Streptophyta; Magnoliopsida; Rosales; Cannabaceae. The record is from RefSeq and is a predicted model, not a curated record. Gene Ontology annotation, molecular function: L-serine-phosphatidylethanolamine phosphatidyltransferase activity. The coding region runs from base 505 to 1806 and encodes 433 amino acids. The transcript has 13 exons. Gene Ontology annotation, biological process: phosphatidylserine biosynthetic process.